Molecule: messenger RNA, 459 nt
Organism: Durotheca rogersii
Lineage: Eukaryota; Fungi; Ascomycota; Sordariomycetes; Xylariales; Xylariaceae
Exons: 2
Coding region: 1-459 (152 amino acids)
Source: RefSeq, a predicted model, not a curated record
AUGGGGAGUGGCACCCAGGUGUACGCGCGCAGCGGCCGCGGCGGCGCCGGCAACUUCUACUCGCCGCAGGAGCUCGCCGCGGCCGGCCAGCAGGACCUCGAGGCGCAGAGGCCCGCGGCCGGGGACGCCUACUUCUCGGCGCCCCCGGCGGCGGCGCCGGCGGCGGGGGCGUACGCGCGCUCGGGGCGCGGCGGCGCGGGGAACUUUGUCCCGGCCGGCAGCACCACCGGCGGCAGCGGGGUGCUGAUGGGGCGCGGCGGCGCGGGCAACUGGGCUGCCCUGUCCUCUCCGGCGCCGGCAGAGGGGGCGAGCCAGGGAGAGGGGGCCGAGGCGGAGACGGGAGGAGAGCAGCAACGGCACGCGGCGCUCGAGGCGGCGCUGCCGCAGCUCCCGCCGCGGAUCCAUUAUCCCCACGGCCCGGGCCGCGAGCGGAGGCCUAAUGCACCGCCGCCAGCGUAA